Molecule: messenger RNA, 14908 nt
Organism: Betta splendens (Siamese fighting fish)
Lineage: Eukaryota; Metazoa; Chordata; Actinopteri; Anabantiformes; Osphronemidae
Gene: pcloa
Product: piccolo presynaptic cytomatrix protein a
Exons: 27
Coding region: 245-12427 (4060 amino acids)
Biological process (GO): presynaptic active zone assembly; protein localization to synapse
Cellular component (GO): glutamatergic synapse; GABA-ergic synapse; axon
Molecular function (GO): structural constituent of presynaptic active zone; protein binding; metal ion binding
Source: RefSeq, a predicted model, not a curated record
CCCCCUCACGGAAAACUGUGGUAACUGUGGUGGACAGCUGCAGAUAUGCGAGGCGCAGAAAAACGAGGGAAAUGUAGGGACGACGCCUGGGAGGGGAGACGCCGCGCACAGUAACCCCCCCCCCCCCCUGGGAUGCUCCUAGACGCACGGCGACGCCGCCUUCGCUGCGCACUUUGGACGAGAAAACGCGGAGCGAGCUCGGAUCGCGCAUUGAUCCGACGACGGGGAGCGGGAGGGGUCCAUCAUGGGGAACGAAGCGAGCCUGGAAGGAGGCGAGGGGCCGCCGUCCGGGCUACCGGAGGGGCUGGCACCGGACGGCAAGGGCGGCUUCGUCCGCGUCACCGACGGGACCCCCGUCGACCUGAGCGCGCUCAGCGCGGAGGAGCGGCGGCAGCUCGCCGCGGCGGCGUCAAGGGCGCAGGGCAGGCAGCCCGGAGGCGCGGCGCCCGCACGAAGACCUUCAGAAUCUGAUGCUCAGCAGCGAUCGCAGCAGGCAGGGGCCUCCAGGGGCCCGCCAGGUCUCAGUAAGAGUCGAACUGUAGACGCCUUUAACCAGGGUCCCCCCAGCAAGCCCUCACCUGGACGCAGCCCUUCAUCCCUCAGUCUCUUUGAAUCACGAUUCCGGCAGGAGCCAAAAGACCCAGAGACCAAAUCAUCCGGCAUGUUUGGCUCCAGCUUCCUCAGCGGGGCCAACCCCCUCAGUGCCAUGUCAUCCAUGACUUCCUCUGUCUCCUCGUCCAUCUCCUCUAUGGGCGAUGUCAACAUACCCAAGUUUGGAAUUUUUGGGGAUGAGGAGGAAGGCGAUGCAUCCGCAAAACCUGAGCCCAAGCAGGGAGGAAAGCCUCCAGGCAAGGGCCCCCAGCAAGGGCCAGGUCCAAGGGGACCACAACAGGGACCCCAGAAACAGAGUCAGGGACCACCAGGGCAGGGCCCAAAGCCAGGACCAGGACCCUCUGGACAGGGACCCAGACAGGGCCAGGGGCCUAAACCAGGCCAGGGUCUUCCUGGGCAGCAGGCCCCCAGACCAGGUCAAGGACCACCAGGCCCUGGAGUCAAACAGGGUGCCCCUCAACAACAAGGACCUGGGAAGCCUGGACCCCAACAGCAAGGGCCACUGGGCCCUGCAGCUCAGCUAGGGGAGCCAGCUAAGAGUGGAGCUGGGAAGCCUGGACUUUGUCCGCUGUGUAAGACCACCCAGCUGAACACCAGCUCGAAGGAACCGCCCAAUUACAACAACUGCACUGAGUGUAAGAACCAGGUGUGCAGCCUCUGUGGGUUCAGCCCUCCUGACUCAGCGUGCAAAUGUAGCUGUAGCCCGUUAGCCUCAGAGCCUGGCAGAGAUGGGGCUGCUGAUGAGGGUGGCACACGAAGCGGGGGACAGAGGGACCAUAUGGGCCCAGAGAGUGUUGCUCAAGGUGACUCAUGUCACGGCCACGGGAAGAUGCUGUGCCAGGCAGCGGGGACACUCUCACGGACGGGUAAAGAGUGGCUGUGUCUCAACUGCCAGAUGCAGCGAGCGAUGGGAGGCAUGGACCCCCCUGGCAUGGGGAAGCCCAAACAAGGCUCGGCCCCGCCCUCACCUCAGAGGCAGGCAUCUGGCAAGCCUGGCAAGCUGCUGAUCAAGCAGCAGAGCACCACCGACCAAGGCUUGACCCCGCCGACCACACCUAGGCAGAAAUCCCCCGGUCCCACGUCUCCAGGGCCACUGUCUCCGGGCUCCUCUGUGGGCGGAUCGCCCAAAAUCGACCCUAAGACGGGCCGCCCCAUGCAGCAGAAGUCCAGCCCCCAGCCGUCUCCAGCUAAGGCCAAGCAGGAAUCCAGCUUCUUCGGAGGGUUAGGAGGUAUCAGUCUGGGAGGUUUGACAGAUGCAGCCAAGCCUCCUGCAGCUGCUUCACAGGCUGAGUCUGUUACGGGGAAGCUGUUCGGGGGGUUCGGCAGCUUGAUGGAAUCAUCAAAACCUCCAGCUCAAGCGGCGCCGAAGCAGGAGGAGUCGGUGGCGGGAAAGUUGUUUGGAGGCUUCGGGGGUUUGACGGAAUCGGCGAAACCUCCCGCUUCUACCUCCCAGAUGUUCAGCUUCGGCUCGUCGCUCCUGAGCUCGGCCACCAACAUCGUCACCGGGGAGGACGCCAAGCAAGCGAGCUCUCCGCCGGCGUCGCCGCCGGACUCCCCCGCCGACUCGGGCCCCGGCUCACCCCCCGACUCCCCGUUCUCCGCCCCCGGCUCUCCUCCCGAUUCAGACUCGGCUCCUGACAGUCCGCCCGCCAAGUCCGAGAAACCCACCGGGGGCGUUUUUGGGGAUGACAAGGUCCCAGCGGGGGAACCGGCGCCUGCCGCGACCGCCGGGGGAAGCUGCCCUCUUUGCAACACGGAGCUGAACGUUGGAUCGGCGGACGCGCCCAACUACAGCCUCUGCACUGAGUGCAAGAAGACAGUGUGCAACCUGUGUGGGUUCAACCCCACUCCCCACUUAGGAGAGAAAGAAUGGCUUUGCCUCAACUGCCAGACUCAGAGGGCAAAAUCUGGGCAGCUGGGAGACGUGCCGCCUCCUGCUACGGCUUCUCCAAAGAAGCAACCUGCUCCUCCUCCUGCUCCCUCCUCCACCCCUGCCUAUGCUGCUGUAGAUAGCAAACCUGUAGUAGAAGCAGCAGACCCGACCCCCGCACCUCCCGAAACCAAGGUGAAAGCCGAGACCUUGAAGGAGCCUGGGGAAAAAGAAACCGCCAAAAAGGAGGCCAGUCCCACCAGCCCGUCAGACCUAGCCAAGCUGGAAAGCACAGUGCUUCCCAUUCUGGAGGCCCAGACAGGCGCACAACCCAAGGAUGAGCAGGAGAAACUAACAGACACCCUGAAGACCAGGCGUAAAUUAGAGGUGCUUCCUCUUUCACCUGACUCACCAAGCUCAGAGGAUGAUAGAGAACUUUCUGAGAGGAACACUAAUGGUACCAUGAAGAAGAAGCUCCUUGUGCCCAUGGAUGUUAGAGGAGAUUCCUUGGAUGAUAGCAGUGAAAGCUUUAGCAAGGAGAGCCCAAUGUCUGGGGAUGAUGAGGAAUUUAUUCGAAAACAGAUUAUAGAAAUGAGUGAAAAUGAGGAUGCGUCUCCAUCUGAUGAGGAAAAUCUAGUCCGGAAAAAGAUCAGAGAGAAUGAGAGGAAACAAACAGAGCCCAAGAAACCAGAUGGUAUAGAGAAGAGCUCAUCUGGGAAGGUCAGACGACUUACUAAGAAAAGCACCAUCAGUCCAGAUGAUGAGGACGACAAGCAAUUACAUGGAACCCUGGAUAAACCCAGUCUAGACAAAGAGCAAGUACCAGAACCAAAAGAAGACGGGCUUCAGAGUGGUCCAGCUGUUCGCAAAUUCCCAGCUAUGGAGCUUAAUGCAACCAGCACCCCUGUACGGAUCCUUAAUGAUGAUGGAGAGCCCGAAAUGGAAUGCCUGACUGACUCUCCAGAUGAUCGGUCUAGAGGCGACGGGUCGUCCAGUCUACACGCAUCCAGCUUCACCCCUGGGACAUCGCCAACAUCCCUGUCUUCACUGGAUGAAGACAGUGACAGUAGUAGUCCCAGCCAGAUUCACUCUGGUGAAGGCAAACAACACAGGAAAGCCAAACACAGACAACCUGGUCAAAUGCUGCCAACCAUUGAGGACUCGUCUGAGGAAGACGAGUUAAGGGAGGAGGAGGAGCUGCUCAGGGAGCAAGAAAAACAAAAGGGCUCUGGGAAAAAGUCCAAAAAAGACAAAGAAGAAAUUCGAGCCCAGAGGAGACGUGAACGUCCAAAGACCCCACCAAGCAACCUUUCCCCUAUUGAAGAUGCCUCACCGACUGAAGAGCUGAGGCAAGAAGCUGAAAUGGAGGAGAUCAGGCGAUCAUCCUGCUCUGAUUUCUCCCCCACUAUUGAAUCAGAUCCUGAGGGGUUUGAAAUCCACGCCUUAAAGAUUGCAGCGGUCCAGAAGACAUAUCAGCUACCUACAUCCGUGUCUCUUCACUCACCAACAGAUGAUCAAAUUACAGAUGAGCCUCAGAAAAAAAGCCUGAAGUCUGCUGAUGAGGCCUAUGAGGAAAUAAUGCUGAGGGCCAAGUCCCCAACGGUUGAGAAAGCUGAGGUUCAUUCAGGAAAAGAGUCUCUUUAUGGAGGUGUGCUCAUUGAAGACUAUGCGUAUGGAUCCCUCGUUGACAACUCAACAGCUGAUCUGGGAGAGUCGGAAAAGAUUGUUGUUCCUGCUCAACCCAAGAAGCUAAGAUCACCAGAUGAAGUUUAUGAAGACAUGAUAAAGAAGAGGAAGGAGUUCAUGCAGCUAGAGCAGGAAUAUCAAAAGAUGCAGCCCAAAAAGGAGAGCCCCAACCCAGAAAUUGUCUUAGAGCCUGCUGAGAACAACUUCUCCAAAUGCAGCACAGUUACACUGGGCAAAGAUGGGAAACCACUGCUCGAUGCGGAAUCUGCCUAUGAAGAGCUCAUGAAAAGAGUGCUGACUCCUGGGACAAGUCCGACUCAGCACGAGCCUGAAGUGGAAGGCACUGCUCCUAGAAGGGCGCUGCACCCAAUCCCAGACCUGAAGGUGACACAGUGCUCUUCUGGGGAGUUGUCCUCUGAUGACGAGAGUAUAACGAAGAAGGAGGAGACGACAACUGCAGAGUCAGAGAAGGUAUCGACUACGGAAACAGAGCCUGACAUUGCUCUAUCGUCCACAUCAGAUCAGCAGCCCCAGCCCACUCUUCCAGCAUCCCAGGCUGAUAUUGUGGACCUAUCUAACACACUGCCCAUGACACCACCCCCCAUCAUUGGCAGUGUAUCACCCUUACCCACAGUGCCCCAGUAUACCUCCACCAUCCCUAGUGUAGUGUCCACUGCCCCACCUGUUCCACCCAAGCCAAGUGUCCUGCGAAGGGCAAACUCUCAGGAAAAAGCAGAAGUACCUGUUUCACCACCACUGCCUCCCCCCACCCCACCCAAACCCACCGUUUUUCCCAGGAAACCUCCGGUUCCACUUCCACCUCAGGCAACAGCGACAACAAUCAGAGCAGAGACAGGGGUUACGACUGCAGCACAAGGAACGUGUGCAAGACAAGCAGUCACGCCAACCUACAAACCUCAUGUUCCCCCUCCUGUUCCCCCAAAGCCAUCUAUCUCUGCUGGGAUUGGGGACAGUCACAGACCAGGACAUGGUGUCAAACCACCAAUUGCACCCAAGCCUGGUUCACAGCCUUCUUCACCUGCUCAUGCCCCACAUCCAUCAAGACCCACUGUACUUCCCACUGGACCCUCUGACACAGCCCUGAAUCUAAGCCCCUCCUCUGAAAACAAGCCAUUCCAACCAUCACCAAAGUCCCCCUCCUCUCCCAGAUAUGCCAGCAAUCUUCGUGAUACAUAUGUGGUGAUUACACUGCCGUCUCAGCCCAGCUCCCCAGUCGAUGCUGUUUCCACUCAAUCUCCCUCUAGUCCAAGCCCAGUGCAGCCUCCACCUCCGCAUCCACAACCAGUCCCUUCUCAAACAACCAGGGUGCCUCUGGCAUACACGCGUGUCACAGAAUCUAUUGAAAGCCAGGAGAUCCAUGGCCCAGAAAAGCACGUGUCUAGUUCUUGCCACAUAAUUGAGGCUAUAUCUGCCUCCGCCCAGCCAUCUGUGGUUAUGCCUAGCCUAAUCUCUCAAGUGGUCACCACAGAAGUCCAGAGGACCACAGUUUCUAUUGUUCACGAAAGGCCGCCACCACCGGUGCCAGCUCCAAGGGCAAAUGGUGUCCCGAUCUCACUGGAAAAACCUAAACCCCAACUGCCGGCUCCAAAUGGACAGCAUUCGGAGGUGGUCGAUCUUAGGACUGUGAAAGCUGACCCAGAAUCAGACAUGAAUGGCGUGGAUUUGUCUUCUGGCCCGGACUCGAGACUUCAGACCUUUACAACUGAGUCAAGUCGCCAAAGCAGUGCAGUUCAGUCGCCUGUGGUCAACCUGAGUGCUGAAACAUCUACUGUUUCCAUAGUGACCGACAGCAUCACCAUUGUGACUUGCUCCGCCACAAUCCAGCGGUGCGACAGUGUGGACGUCACUCAAGUAUCUUCUAUGCCCCUUCAGUUGACCAAAAACAAAGCAUUCGAACCGGUUUCUCAAAUCAUAUAUAGGCCCAUUGAUUCUCAGCCCUUCACUCACGCUGGUGCAGAGAUCCCUAUUAACCUCUCAGUGGGAGCGAGCACGGGUGGAGGGACCUUUCAAACCACCCCCGUCACUGUCGCACCUGCUGUUGCAAGUUGUGUUGCUAAUGGCUUAACUACAGGCACAACCACCGUGGCAGGAGCUGUUGACCUCACGACUACAAAACCAUUCAACACAGUGGUAUCAGUGGAUGGUUCUUCCACAGAAGUCAUUACAGCUGUAAUGACAGACGAUGACGGCAAGCCAGUGGAUCUGACCGCAGGGAAAAGAGCAGUGUGUUGUGAUGUUGUGUACAAGCUUCCAUUUGCAGGAAGCUGCACCACUCAGCAGCCGACCACACCCUUGCCCGAAGACCGCUUCGGAUACCGCGAUGACCAUUACCAGUAUGACCGGUCGCCCUAUGGCAUGAGAGGGUUUGGUGGAAUUAAACCAUCAAUGUCAGACACUAAUCUAGCAGAGGCUGGUCUGUUCAUUUACAAAAGUAAGAACAGCUAUAAUUUCAGUGGUACGACAGAGGGGGCGGUCGAUCUUACCUCCACAAAGGUUUCUGAUGCAGGUGAAGCUGUUGACUACUCCAAAAAAGGAAUUUACGCAGGAAUGACAAUUCCACCAUAUUCCCAAGCCAGAGUCACAGCUGCUGUUGGUACACUCUUUGGUACAACCAGCGUCUUGCGAUCAUCAAAUGGUGUGGUCUAUUCCUCUGUCGCAGCACCAAUCCCAUCUACAUAUGCAAUUACCACACAGCCUGGAUCCAUCUUCAGCACUUCCUACAACACCCUGUCAGGUAUGCAUACCAGUGACACCAUGCCAUCCUUGUCCAACCUGCAGAACCUGCCACUUACACGGUCCCACAGUUUCCUAUCCACCAUCUCCCUUACUGCCACAGAGGAGCAAAGAGAUGUCCCACUCAACCUGGAGAUCUGUAGUGGCAAUGCUACUGCUGCAGACGCUGUCACCACAGCGACAACCUCUUUGUCUCUUGACUAUACGGAUGCCUCUCUGGAAGCCAUAGCAGCUUCACUGGAGGCUUUGUCUUCACCUAUGGUCCCUGGGGACGGUCAGUAUCAAGCAGAGCGUGAGAGGCUGGAAAUGGAGAAACUCAAACAACAGCGACUGGCUGAGGAAUUAGAAUGGGAACGUCAUGAGAUUCAGCGGUUCCGGGAGCAAGAACAGCUCCUGGUGCAGAAAGAACUGGAGGAGCUGCAGGCCAUGAAGCAGCAAAUCCUGGCACAACAAGAAGAGGAAAGGCAGGCUCACCUUAUGAUGCAGAAAGAAACCUACGCUCAGCAACAGCAACAGCUCGAACAGAUACAGAGACUCCAGGAGCAACUGCGCCUCCAACUGGAAGAACAAAAGCUCCGUCAGAUGUACCCAGGCGGGGACAUGCCAGGGCACGGUUACCAGGAGGCAGUUGUCCUGGGACCCGAUGGCACAGUGCUGUCGCGAAAGAUCACAGAUAGUGGGUGCCAGACAGAUGAAGAGGAUGAAGCAGUCAGCAAAGCUUACACAGCAGGGAGGAAAAAGAGAAGUGCUAAAAAGAGCGUUGACAGCUGUGUGCAGACUGAUGAUGAGGAUCAAGAGGAAUGGGAAGCUCAGACCAGAAGCCGGCAAAGUCGGCCACGUACCGCCAGGGGUGAGAGGGGUGGACAAUCAGAGAUGUCACUCCAAGCUCACACUGAGAUUUCUAUACAAACAGAUACAGAAGGAAACAUUAGAAUGGACACCAGGAUGGAGCUGUCUGACUCGGAAAGGACCUCACCAAAGAGAAGACCAACCCCGUUAGAAAUAGAACAGUCUGCCAACCUCAAAGUAGAUUCCUCUUCCCUUCAAGCCCCACCUAAAUCCCCCAAAGUGCUCUACUCCCCCAUAUCACCUUGUAUAUCACCUAGUAAAUCCCUUGAGUUUGUGUCCUAUGACAAAUCUCUAGGUGACACAAGCCCGCAAAAACUAAGAGGAGGCACAGAUCCAUCAAAAACCUCUCCAGCAAGUCCAAGGGGGUCAAAGGCCAUGCAGAGAUCAAUGUCUGACCCUAAGCCCAUGAGUCCAACUGGAGAAGAGAGGGCAACAUCAGGCACCCAGUGUGGUGACAGCUAUAGUGGGAAAGGCUCGGGUGGCACACCAACAGGCACUCAAAAGAAGGUAAAAAGGACACUCCCCAAUCCACCAUCUGAGGAGGAGUCAACAACGAGUGGCCAGACCGCAUACAGCACCGGUUCUGCCCGCAGAAGAAUGUGCCGCAACUCCAACAUGGCACGAGCCAAGAUCUUGCAGGACAUUGAUCGUGAGCUGGACCUGGUGGAGCGGGAGUCAUCAAAGCUUCGCAAAAGGCAAGCAGAGCUGGAUGAAGAAGAGAAGGAGAUUGAUGCCAAGCUUAGGUACUUGGAGAUGGGAAUUAAUCGGCGUAAAGAUGCACUACUGAAGGAGAGAGAGAAGAGAGAAAGGGCUUAUUUACAGAGUGUUGCUGAGGACAGGGACUACAUGUCAGACAGUGAGGUUAGUAACAUACGUGAAACCAGAGGUGGCCAUGGCGACGGUGAGGAUGAGGAGAUGGAAGGUCAUGGUCUGGAGCGUCCUAGAACAGCUCCUCAGUCAGAACUUGAAGACUUCGUCCCACCUCAAACCAAAAACGAGUAUGGAAAAUACUUGCAAUACCAAUUUCCUCAAAGCCAAUACCAGCAAACUCUCUACCAGGCUCCCCAGUCCUACCAGUCCCAUUCAAUCUACUCCUCCGUCCCCUCCCUCACUAGCUCGCAGCAGCAGAGUUAUCACCAGAUGCUCCUGUUGCAGCAGAAAGCUGCCAGGCAAGCGGCCCUCCUCCAGGAGUUGGAUGCAACUAAGUACGAUGUCAUUAGCCGCCAGCCUGACCCCACAUCAUCCACUUACCUGGGAGUCAAAUAUGACAAAUAUGGCAACCACCUUGACUUGAGAGCUUUGGAGGUGGGAAGUAUAGCAGGUAGCCCCAUGUCAGCUGUGUCUGAUUCUUACUACACAGACGUGGAUCACCAUACACCUCGGAGCUACAUGUUAUUAGAAGAUGCUGCAGAACUGGCUAAAGGCUCCACAAGCCUGUCUUCAUCCUACAGUUUAGCUGAGAGGGAGCUGGCCAAGGCAGAGAAGCUACUGCGAAGGAGUGCUGCAGAUCUGGGCUCUACUGACUAUUUGGGGUCCACUUCCAGGCUUCAUACCUUUGGAAAGACACCGGAUGAAGAGGACACAAUGGAGGAACCCUACGAGCUGAAACUCCUCAAGCAACAGCUAAAGCAAGAGUUCAGGAGAAGCACAGGUGGGACAGAAAACUUAGAACAACUUACUGGUCUCUCACAGCACUACUACACACCUACCACUGGCAUUUCUAGCUAUUCUCAAAGACACUAUCCAAAGACAGAAAAGUACAGCAUCAGUCGACUUACUCUUGAAAAGCAGGCAGCUAAACAACUCCCAGCAUCAAUGUUGUACCAAAAACACAAGACCCCCCUGUUGGACCCUAAAGUCUCCUCCAAGUAUUCUUCUAUUACAGACACCAGAAGUUUAGAGACAGACUAUAGCAGCUAUUUGGGGUCUACCAGUGCAUCCCCGAGAUCCAGUCGGCUCAUGCAGGAUGAGAUUACCUUUGGCCUUCGUAAGAAUAUUGCAGAGCAGCAAAAGUACCUUGGCUCCACCUUGGGCGCCAACCUUGCUGGCUCACUAAAUCUGGGCCACAGCUUGGGUCUGGACUCUGCCUAUCCUAGUGGUAGCCGCUCAAGACCUUCAUCUAGGCCCACAUCUUGCUAUGGUCUAGACUUGUCCAUGAAAAGGGACCCUUCCAGCUCCUCGCUGCGACUUAAAGGAGACGGUGAAGCACCUGGAGAUGGCUCAUCGUACCAAACCCCCUCAGGUCGCACCAAGCCCACCAGCCUUCCUAUUGUGCAAAGUGGGCGUGGCCGCAUACCUAUAGUGGCCCAGAACUCUGAGGAAGAGAGUCCGUUAAGCCCGGUUGGUCAACCUAUGGGUAUGGCCCGUGCCUCAGCAGGACCUUUGCCACCCAUCUCAGCUGAUUCAAGGGACCAGUUUGGUUCCUGCAUGUCCUUACAGGAGUCCCAACAGCAGCAACAUGUCAGGGAAGAACCAACCAGGGGUAGGGGGUAUGUGCUGCUGGAUGACCUUCAGGGCACCAUGUCUGAUAGUGAAGCCCUAAGCGAUUCCCUGAUGGCUUUGAACAGAGACGAUGCAACCAAUGCCUACCACCUCAGGCGCGAGGAGACCGACUGGUUCGACAAGCCCAGAGACGGGAGGCCGGAGAACGGCCAGGAGAAGAGACAGGGAAAAGGCCCGUACUACCCCUUCCCCCACCUCAGGGUCAAGCUGCAGCGAGAUCCCAAAGACCGCAGCGUCUCAGGAAACGGUCUGGGCAUCCGUGUGGUCGGGGGGAAGGAGGUUCCUGGCAGCAAUGGAGACAUUGGAGCUUACGUUGCCAAAGUCCUCCCCGGUGGAGCCGCAGAGCAAACGGGGAAGAUUCUGGAAGGAAUGCAAGUGCUGGAGUGGAACGGUGUUACUCUGACGGGGAAGACCUAUGAGGAGGUCCAGGGGCUCGUUGGACAGCUGUGCACCGAGGCAGAAGUGUGUGUCAGACUUGAUCUCAACAUGCUGGAUGAGCCGGAGGGUUCCCAGCAACUGGAUUUCAAGGAGCACAGCAAAGGGGACCGACCUCCCAGGUCUCCAGGCGUUGACCCCAAGCAGCUGGCGGCUGAGCUGCAGAAAGUGUCCCAGCAGCAGGCUCCCAGCUCCGCCUCCUCCUGCGCCAUGCCCAGCAGCACCUCGGCGACCUCCAGCCCCGGCCAGCCCGGAUCGCCCUCUGUGGGCAAGAAACGCCACAGCAGCAAGGCUGCAGAAGGAGCAAAGACGCAGUCGCACCCCGUCUCUGGAGAGAUACAGCUUCAAAUCCACUACGACAAGCAGCUGGGCAACUUGAUCGUGCACGUGCUGCAGGCCAGAGGCCUCGCCCCGCGCGACAACAACGGCUACUCCGACCCCUUUGUUAAGGUGUAUCUCCUGCCGGGGAGAGGUCAGGUCAUGGUUGUCCAGAACGCCAGUGCUGAAAACAAGAGGAGGACCAAACACGCCGGCAAGAGUGUGAACCCGGAGUGGAACCAGACUGUGAUCUAUAAGAACAUCCACCUGGAGCAGCUGAGGAAGAAGACCCUGGAGGUCAGCGUGUGGGACUACGACAAGGGCUCGUCCAACGAUUUCUUGGGAGAGGUUCUUAUCGACCUGUCCAACACGGCCCAGCUGGACAACGUCCCGCGCUGGCUGCCCCUGAAGGAGCAGAGCGAGGGCGAGCACCACCGGCGCUCGGGCCGCCACGGCGCCUCCAAACCCUCCUCGCUGCACUCCUCGCCCAAGACCGGCGGCUCCUCGCACGACAACCAGGACUCGCCCAAGUCGUCUGUCAGCAAGAGCCGGAGCCACGGGAUCUUUCCUGAUCCAGCCAAGGGCCAAAGAGGCCACUUCUCACUGAGGCACCAGAGGCACAGCGUCGUGGGCGUGCUCACCAUUCAGAGAGCCCAGUCCGACUGGCUGCCGGCCCUGCCAGCGCUGGCGUCGGCCAAAGGGAGCAGAGCAGACGGCAGAUACCUCACCCUCAGGAAAGCCGUGUCGGAAGAGAGGCCGCAGAGCAGCGGAGCUCGGUCCGGCUACAGGUCCGGCGACGCCCCGGUCACGGCCGCCUCGCUGGACAGCGGCCUGAGCGGCAGCGCCUACAGCCUGUUGGAUGAGGACGCCGAGGCCAACGAGGUGGACAGUGCCAUCUUCCAGGUGCCCAGAUUUGGAAAGAUCCCGAAUGGCACCGACGGGAUGAAAUCAGCUCUGGGACACGGUGACCCUGAAGGUAAAUCCCAGGUGAUGGGGGAGAUAAAGAUCGCUCUGAAGAAGGAGAUGAAGACGGAGGGCGAGCACCUGGUCCUCGAGAUCCUUCAGUGUCGCAACAUCACCUACAAAUUCAAGAGUCCGGACCACCUGCCUGAUCUUUACGUGAAGCUCUACGUGGUGAACAUUGCCACGCAGAAAAGGAUCAUCAAGAAGAAGACCAGAGUGUGUCGCCACGACCGCGAGCCGUCCUUCAACGAGACCUUCCGCUUCUGCAUGAACCCCACCGGACACUCCUUACAGCUUUUCCUGGUGUCCAACGGCGGCAAGUUUGUGAAGAAGACGCUGAUCGGGGAGGCCUACGUGUGGCUGGACAAGGUGGACCUCCGCAAGCGGGUGGUGAGCUGGCACAAGCUCCUCGCCAGCACGGCCCAGAUCCACUCGUAGGGGGCGGGACAUGUGAUGGGACGAGGAAUCUCGCCGCGCCGCGCCGCUGCUCCAGAUCUCUGGGUUUCGGGGGUCAGAUGUUUGGGCUUUUGGGGAGGAAGUAGUGGAGGAAGUAGUUUACAGGAAAUAGACACAUGUUUACAGGACGUUGGACGUACGGCAGGGUAGACAGGUGCUGAGGUCAGAGAGUGCGGAAUCAACCAGGUAUUACAAACACACACGCGCAGCAACACAACACACGUCAUACACACCAGAUACAGGGACACGCUUGUAGAGUCUAAUUUAUUUCCAGUAGACGUUUAUUCAUGAAGACAGAUUUUCCUCAUUGAUCCUCAGAGUUUUAUUCAUUUAGCAUUGGGAGGAAAUGAUUAAAGGCUUUUAAAGGAGACCUGCUAUUUAUUUUUGUAUGAUGAGAUCAGCGUAGAGUUCUAUCAUUUCUCUUCUUAUAAAUCUAUCCUGGGAAGCAACCAUAGUAUAUUUUCUAACACGCUUUUAGUUGUUCUCCAUUUUCUGUCACCUUACGUGUGAACAAAGUUCCAUUAUAAUUAUUAUUGUAAAGAUAAAUGAUGGACAUCAAUAUAUAUAUAUAUAUAUAUAUAUAUAUAUAUAUAUAUAUAUAUAUAUAUAUAUAUAUAUAUAUAUAUAUAUAUAUAUAUAUAUAUAUAUAUAUAUAUAUAUAUAUAUAUGAAAUUGGACAUUAUAUAUUGUGCGCAUGAGUCUAUCUGUCUGGUGAGCAGUGCCACAUGUUCUGCACAAACAAAUCACGUUGUAUAUAGUGAAGUGUCAUAACUGGAAAUUAACUAUAACAUAUAUAAAUAUAUAGAUAUCUUUAUCGGAGACAAUCGAGUCCUGAUGAUUGUGUCAUAGAGGUUUUAUUUCCAUGACGCCCCGUAGAGUGUGACCUGCUUUCGUUCGCGCGUCUGUGCUGUUUUGCACUUUCCCUGCUCAGAAUGUAAGAAACAAACUGACAUGACUGACGUAGACCGACGAAGAGGAGGGGUCCCAUCAGCCGAGCAACGCUCACCCGCCACUAACUAGGUGUGAAAACACGGACCGUAGCACGUCCAUGUGUGGUCCCGGCCUCGCCGCGUCGUCACCGCUCACGCUCCAAACCGUCGUCGUGUCCUCUACGAGUCCGCUGUGUCGCAGAGCGCGUCCCGUGUGCUAGCGCAGGGUCAAAGGUCAGGGCGGUCCACUCAGCAUCUACUAGCAGACGCUACAGUACGUUUAAUAUCGGAGUGAUUUCUAUGCAACAUCUAAGUAACUCUUCUGCAUCUUGACUUUGCCGGACGCUCCGUGGGAGAGAAAACCUUCGAUUUUAAUUUUGCUGCUACGUUUCCACAUCCGCCACCAAAUGGUUGCUGCUUUAAUGGGGUUCAUUUUGUCGUUUGUUAUUUUGUAACGCUUUACGAGUCUUUAUUUAUUGCCUGUGAGACUACUUCACGUGUAUUAUAUUUGUUUACAGGUGUACAGAGAAGAAAUCUUGCUUUUAUAAACACUAUUGCUUGUUUACAAGGUUUAGAGGCCUGAAACUCAGAGAACCAACUUUGAUUUUUUCGUCCGCGUACACGAACACUCGCUCGACGUGUAUGAUUUCGGUCCUUUGAUUGUUUUCCCCAUUCGUGUAAUAGAAAUGACCAAACAACUAAAAAGUAUUGUAAUCGGUGGAUGUUAAAUCGAGUCGGUGUGUUUUUUGGUUUGACCUCAUACUCUCCCGCCCCGUGCUCGUGUGCAUAGCAUCGUCAUAUCAAGUCCGUGCAUGUCAUUGGCUCUGAUGCAUAUCUCUUCCUUUCAAUGUCGUCCGUCUCUACCGAAGAGAGAGUUUCUCGUAACACACCAACAGUCACACACGCUCACACGCUCACACCGACACACACGCAGCGGCCAUCUCUUUAUUUCCAGCCUUGUAAAUACAUAGCGUCUUUUUAUACUGGGGUCUGGGGAGCAAUAGGUCUUUUAGCAGACACAAAAGUAUGAUGAUAGGAGUCGCAGGUGUUCUUCUCUCCGUCGGUGUACAGUGGACGGACCGAGAGGCGACCCGUCCUGUCCGUCUGAUGGGAGCCCGAUUCAACCCGACCCUGUGCACCAAACACGGACGCCUGACUUAUCUUAACAACUCGAGUAGCUGCAGGAGAAUUUAAAUGUGCUCACACUGGAUGUUGCAUGUUUCGUUGGUGGUUCAUUCUAUUUUUGUGUCCAGAUAUAAUUAAAAGAAAAAAAGAGUGAGGUAGAUGGAAAAGCUCUAGAACAAAACGCUAUUGAUUAGGGGGAGACAUAACACUUAUCAAUGAUGUAUGCUGACUGUACAAAGAUUAUGCUUGUAAAACCCGUCUGGUUUUUCACUUGUAAGUAAACAGAAAAAAAAAACUCUACUGUCAUGGUUUCGUGAUUGUAUACAGGAGGUAUUGAUAAAUUAUGCAAAUUGUGCUGUAAAAAUGGCUGUUGCCCCAUGUCUAAACAUUAAAUAUCAGUACAAAUGAA